AUGGUUGCUGUCAAGAUUGGGGAUAGCAAGGAGGAGUACCACUUAUUGCUGGAUUCUGCUGCGAGCAACACAUGGGUCAUGGGACAGGAUUGCGCGACCGAUGCGUGCAAGACGCAUAACACUUUUGGCAAGGGAGAUUCCAGCUCGUUAAAGACACAGGAUACGCCUUUCAGCGUGACCUAUGGUACUGGCUCGGUUUCUGGAACCCUCGCUUCGGAUACUGUACAUGUCGGCUCCCUCUCUUCCGCCUUGACAUUUGGACUGGCAACCAAAGUCUCGGAAGAGUUCGCAUCGUACCCCAUGGACGGCAUACUUGGCAUUGGACGUGGUGUGAAGAUCGAAGGCAGCAUAGAUGCUCCACAGCUCAUGGAUGUUUUGUCUAGUAACAAACUCAUCGGCGCUAAGCUUUACGGGAUACACCUUAGUCGUGGCAGAGAUGGCACCCAGGACGGCGAAUUGAAUUUUGGUGAAGUCAACAAGGACAGAUUCAGCGGAGACCUCAACUAUCUCGAUAUCAUAGAAAACGAUAACGGCUUCUGGGAGGUCCCUAUUGAGAAUGCAGGCGUUGACGGCGUGCAAGUUGGUUUGACCGGGCGCAGCGCGAUUAUCGACACUGGCACGUCCUUCAUCCUGAUGCCCGAACCUGACGCUGUCAAAAUCCACAGCCGGAUCCAGGGCUACAAGCAGGACGCCGAGACCUUCAGUGUGCCGUGCGAUACCGCUGCGAUCAUCCAGUUCUCUUUCAACAAGCAAGUCUACAACAUCUCCACAGCAGACUGGCGGGGCGGGAAACUAGACAGCGGUUUGUGUCGAAGUAAUAUCAUUGGGCGUCAGACGUUCAAGGACUCGCAAUGGCUCGUGGGCGAUGUGUUUCUUAAGAACGUUUACUCCGUGUUCGAUUUCGACCAGAAGCGCGUUGGGCUCGGUAGCGGCAUGCAAAAGGGCGAGGCUCCAUCGGCGGCAAAGGCGCCGUUCCUCGCCAUCGUAGUCGCUUUUGCGGCGUCUUCAUUGUUUAUAUUAGCAUAG
Parastagonospora nodorum SN15 is the source of this 1026-nucleotide messenger RNA. RefSeq lists its product as hypothetical. Gene Ontology annotation, biological process: proteolysis. The record is from RefSeq and is a predicted model, not a curated record. The transcript is spliced from 3 exons. The coding region runs from base 1 to 1026 and encodes 341 amino acids. Lineage: Eukaryota; Fungi; Ascomycota; Dothideomycetes; Pleosporales; Phaeosphaeriaceae. Gene Ontology annotation, molecular function: aspartic-type endopeptidase activity.